AUGUACGCUGUGUCUGGAGUAUGUACGCUGUGUCUGGAGUAUGUACGCUGUGUCUGGCUGUGUCUGGAGUAUGUACGCUGUGUCUGGCUGUGUCUGGAGUAUGUACGCUGUGUCUGGCUGUGUCUGGAGUAUGUACGCUGUGUCUGGCUGUGUCUGGAGUAUGUACGCUGUGUCUGGCUGUGUCUGGAGUAUGUACGCUGUGUCUGGAAAGGCAAAAUCACCCUUGAGAAGAGAUUUGAAAACCGUCUCCGCUGGAACAAUGUUACAAGAUACUUCAGUCUGUCAGACCUUCAGAUUGACGAUGCUGGAGUUUAUACUGUUGAGAAUACAGACGAAAGGAAAAAAACUAAAACAUUUGAGCUCACUGUAUACAAUGUUGUUUCCAAACCUCAGGUGACAGAGUGUGACAGCAGCUCCUGUAGUGUGGUGUGUUCUGUGGACAAUGAAAAAGAGGUGACCUUGACCUUGUACAGAGGAGAGGAAAUACUAAACCAGACCAGCAGUCCUGAUCUCACCACUGAUCUCUCUCUCCGUUUGGAGGUAGAGGGAAAGAACUACUACUCCACCUACAGCUGUGUGGCUGCUAACCCUGUCAGCAAGGAGACAGUUCAUGUCCCAAAAUGUUGCAGCGAAGAUGGUCAUCCCAAGGAGACAGACAGUGAUGGGAUGACUCUGGGUAUGCUUAUUAUUGCUGUAAUCUGCGUUUUGGUUGCCUCAGGGCUGGUUGGACUUGCAAUCUAUCUAAAGAAGAGGGGAAAUGAACACUCACAAGGCAGGAGGAGCGAACAGAUAUACCAGAAUUGGAGUCGUGUACCCUGACAUCAGUUUAUGAUACACUCCUGUUACAUCGCAUGGCUGCCAGCGGGGAUGUUGACACAGCACGAAAGGGAAAAACGGGAAGUCAAUAGGAGGCCGAAAUGAUAACUGACAUCCUGUAGAGAUUGGUAUAUCAUAAAGAGGACAUUGAAACAAAAUGAAAGUAAAAAUAUAUUCACCCAGAAAACCUUUUAGUGCACAGUUGUUAUGGGAUAAAAAAAUCCCCUGGAACUGCUGCGCUGAUAUUAGAAUUUCAGGCUUCCUUUGUAGGUCAUUCUCACAGACCUUCUGUCAAAUAGAGACCUCGAUGACAUCCACUGAUACUGACCAAUUCAAUAGCUAUGCAUUGAGUUAGUAGCAGGAUCAGGAUAAUCCUUCUUGUCAAGUGCCUUUUGUCCCAAAUCCCAAUGUAUAAGUUAAAACAAAUGGAACAUAUAUUUUAAUACAAUUCACUAGUGUGUUUGCAAUGCUACUGCUGUGCCAAAGCCUAUUUGCAGUAUUGUCUGUUCUGUUGUUUAAAUGUAGGUGCCUCCCCUGUAUCUCUUUAUAGCUGGACAUUGUUUAGCUUGCCAGUGGAUUGCAGCUGUGUACAUAAUAUAAAAAAGAGCAGACAUUUGAGAUAAAGCCACCUACAGUGGGGAGAACAAGUAUUUGACACACUGCCGAUUUUGCAGGUUUUCCUACUUACAAAGCAUGUAGAGGUCUGUAAUUUUU
Salvelinus namaycush (lake trout) is the source of this 1530-nucleotide messenger RNA. RefSeq lists its product as uncharacterized. Bases 1 to 819 code for a protein of 272 amino acids. The transcript has 5 exons. The record is from RefSeq and is a predicted model, not a curated record. NCBI's taxonomy places the organism in Eukaryota, Metazoa, Chordata, Actinopteri, Salmoniformes, Salmonidae.